GCACAAAAAGCCAAACAACAGGAACGACAAGAGACAACCAGAACCAAGUGGAUAAGUAUGAGUUGUCCCAGAUUGCAAAGUCAGGUCGGCUGCGAGACCAGACUGAGUUGCAAUGAACUUCAGGUACUGGGGUUCGAGGGUCGAGGCGGCCUGGGGCAGAGCGGUCAGAUGAGUCCAAGUGAUCUGAGUAAAUCAGUCAGCCAAGCUCCAUGACCAAAGAGAGCAGGGUGGUUGUGGUUGCUAGUGCUGUGGAUUGUUGUGAUUGCUCUGAUUUUGCCGGUGUCGAAUCACAGAGGAUGGCCCCUGAUUUUUCAUUUUUCGAAGACGCGCAGUGGCAGGAGAGAAGAAAAAAAGGGACCACGGAGUGCAGUCAGUUAGGGUGCGCGACAGAACGCGGUCGGGGGAUGGCGCGAUAUUUGUACAAUCAGGAACGUCAAAAUCGAGACAAGCGUUCCUGGUCUGUGGCCCUUUUUUUUUGUGGGCAGCCUGAUUCAGUUUUUGCUGGUCGCUGCGCUGCAACCACCCAAUUGCCGGCUUUGUGGUUGUUCUGCCCGAUUUUUUUUACCCUUGCAGCCUGGGGUGCCACACCAACUGCCACGCCCUGUUUUGGGACUAGCCCCAUUGGCCCCGAUCAACACUGUGAAAGGCGCAGGUGAUCCGUGAUCUGGCGCUCUACGCGAAAACUACUUAACUCACACAUCCCCCACCAGCACUCUGCUUCUCCCAUCCAUUCCAUUUUCCAUCAGCAAACUUCCGCUCUACCAUCAACCAACUCAUCCAGACCUUUGAGUCUCUCGUCCUUGCCCAACUACACCAACUUUUUCUCAACUUUUCCACCCACUCAACUCUAUCAAAAUGACUGGCGGCGGCAAGUCCGGUGGCAAGGCGAGCAGCGGCAAGAACGCGCAAUCUCGUUCUUCCAAGGCUGGUUUGGCUUUCCCCGUCGGCCGUGUUCACCGUCUUCUCCGCAAGGGCAACUACGCUCAGCGUGUCGGUGCCGGUGCUCCCGUCUACCUCGCCGCUGUUCUUGAGUACCUCGCUGCCGAAAUCCUCGAGUUGGCUGGCAACGCCGCUCGUGACAACAAGAAGACCCGUAUCAUCCCCCGUCAUCUCCAGCUCGCCAUCCGCAACGAUGAAGAGUUGAACAAGCUCCUUGGGCACGUCACCAUUGCCCAGGGUGGUGUCCUUCCCAACAUUCACCAGAACCUUCUUCCCAAGAAGACUGGCACCAAGCCCGGCAAGAACGCCUCGCAAGAGUUGUAAAUGGGUUGUGGAAUUUUGUCGUCUUUUCUGCUUUCAUUUUUCGGUCGGCACGUUGGGUUCAUGAUAUUGGGGUCACGGUCUAGGGUCAACGGUUGCUUUUUAUCGCGUUUGCGGGUUGUACAUUAAUUCCAUGAUGGGCAUGGUCAUGGAUGGGCACGAAUGAGAAUACCUUCUAAAGAUCAUCAU
This is a messenger RNA of Podospora bellae-mahoneyi, 1449 nucleotides long. RefSeq names its product histone H2A (gene HTA1). The transcript is spliced from 3 exons. The coding region runs from base 856 to 1263 and encodes 135 amino acids. The record is from RefSeq and is a predicted model, not a curated record. Gene Ontology annotation, cellular component: nucleosome; chromatin. Gene Ontology annotation, biological process: heterochromatin formation. Gene Ontology annotation, molecular function: protein heterodimerization activity; DNA binding; structural constituent of chromatin. Lineage: Eukaryota; Fungi; Ascomycota; Sordariomycetes; Sordariales; Podosporaceae.